Molecule: messenger RNA, 1545 nt
Organism: Cyphellophora europaea CBS 101466
Lineage: Eukaryota; Fungi; Ascomycota; Eurotiomycetes; Chaetothyriales; Cyphellophoraceae
Exons: 3
Coding region: 1-1545 (514 amino acids)
Biological process (GO): transmembrane transport
Cellular component (GO): membrane
Molecular function (GO): transmembrane transporter activity
Source: RefSeq, a predicted model, not a curated record
AUGACGACGCCUGAGUCUCCUUCCAAUCCUGCUACCGCCAGCAAAGGCGCCGAGGCUGCAGCCAUGGAGGCAAAAGACAAUGCCGCUGUGGAAGAGGGCUCCAUUUUGGAGAAGGCCCGCUCACUUACAUCAACUUACAAUGCCACCAUGAGCCUUGAUCCGGUGGCUGAGCGGAAGCUGGUGUGGAAGUUUGACUUGCGCCUACUACCAACGCUCGCAGUCAUGUACCUAUUCAACGCCCUCGACAAAGGCAAUCUCGGCAAUGCCAAGACCAAUGGCUUAGAGGACGAUCUCAACCUGACCGGCAACCAGUAUAACAUCAUCUUGUCCGUUUUCUUCGUGCCUUACGUCUUGACGGCGCCAUUCCUUGGUAUCCUCGGCAAGAAAUAUGGGCCCAGCCGUGUCUUGCCACUGAUGAUGCUGACGUUCGGCUCCAUGACUCUCUUGACCGUCGCCGCUCAUAACUUUGGCGGCCUAAUGGCUCUCCGCUGGUUUCUUGGGAUGGCCGAGUCCGCUUUUUUCCCUCUUGUCAUCUACUAUCAAACCACCUUCUACCGCCGAGGUGAGCUUGCGAGGCGCCUUGCCAUCUUCUACGCCGCUUCCAACAUCGCGAAUGCUUUCGGGGGCCUCUUGUCCUUCGCCGUCUUUCGCAUUGACUCCGGUCCACUCGCCAGCUGGAGAUAUCUCUUCAUCAUCGAAGGUUCACUGACAAUCCUGUUCUCCAUCUUUGCCUAUUGGUAUCUGCCGUACAAUGCCCAGACUGCUCGCUUCUUGACCCCGGAGGAAAAGGACAUUGCAUUCUACAGAAUGCAGAUCGACUCGUCCUCGGUCGUUGACCAGAAAUUCAACCUGAAAGAUGCGGCAAUCAUCUUGAAGCAUCCUACCACCUGGAUAAUUCUAGGUAUCGAGAUGUGUCUCGGAGUUCCUUUGCAGUCGGUGUCGCUCUACCUCCCACCCAUCAUUGCCCGUCUGGGGUACGGGCCCGUCAAGACAAACCUUUACACAGUGGCACCAAAUGUCAGCGGUGCAGUUACUCUGCUGCUUCUGGCUUUCGCCUCCGACUACACCAAGGUCCGGUCGCCUUUCGUUGCUCUUGGGUUCCUCUUGACAAUGCUCGGUUUUUUGAUCUACGCUGCCGUUGACAUCGACACGCAGCUGAACGUGGCAUACUUUGCAUGCUUCAUGAUGACCUGGGGUACAUCUGCCCCUUCCGUUAUCCUCGACACUUGGUUCAAUAACAACAUCGCGAACGAGAAUCGCCGCAUGUUACUGACCUCCAUCGGCGUGCCGGUCGCCAACCUCAUGGGCAUAGUCUCUUCCAACAUCUUUCGACCGCAAGACGCACCCAAAUAUCUCCCUGCCCUUGCGACAACUGCGGCCUUUGGUGGAACUGGAAUGCUCCUGACGAUUCUGCUUAUGCUCUGGAUGAUCGUUGACAAUAAACGUCGUGACCGUAAGUUUGGGAGGACGAUCAAGGCACGGGACAUUCCUACCGAACUGCUUGCUGAUGGGCCUUGGAGUCCCGAAUACCGUUGGGUGUUGUGA